AUGGCAUUCCAGAACCCGAAGCAUUCUCAUAAUUUUACCCAAUUCGACCUGUUCAUCUUGAACGAGGAUGAGAAAAAGAUUACCGAGAAGCCCUUUGCUGGCAUGUCCAACGCGUCCGACUUUAUCAUCUUGAAGGAGGACCACACCAUCGGCAAUCUUGUGAGCGAGCAUCUGAAGCAACACCCGCACGUGAUGAUGGCUGGCUACAAGGUUGCCCAUCCGAAUGUCCCCGAGGUCAUGAUCCGUUUGCAGACCGACGGCACCAUGACCCCCCGAGAGGUCUUCAUCGAGGUGUGCAAGCAGCUGGUCGCCACGCUUGCCCAGUUCGGCCGUGACUUCACGCGGGAGUACGAACUUCGUCGCAUGGUUCGCGCCGGCGACCAGGAUAAUGGCGUUUCUGGUGGCCGGCCUUAG
Messenger RNA from Durotheca rogersii, 414 nucleotides. Its product is annotated as DNA-directed RNA polymerase. Gene Ontology annotation, biological process: transcription by RNA polymerase II. NCBI's taxonomy places the organism in Eukaryota, Fungi, Ascomycota, Sordariomycetes, Xylariales, Xylariaceae. Gene Ontology annotation, cellular component: RNA polymerase II, core complex. Gene Ontology annotation, molecular function: protein dimerization activity; DNA binding. Bases 1 to 414 code for a protein of 137 amino acids. The transcript is spliced from 4 exons. The record is from RefSeq and is a predicted model, not a curated record.